This is a messenger RNA of Podospora pseudocomata, 411 nucleotides long. RefSeq lists its product as uncharacterized. The coding region runs from base 1 to 411 and encodes 136 amino acids. NCBI's taxonomy places the organism in Eukaryota, Fungi, Ascomycota, Sordariomycetes, Sordariales, Podosporaceae. The record is from RefSeq and is a predicted model, not a curated record. The transcript has 2 exons.
AUGGCAAUUGAGGCUGCAGCUAUUGGUCGAAGAGAACCAGUUCACAUCAGAGGGCUUGACGCCAACACUGCCCAGCUGCAGGCCGCUGCUGUCAGAACCAUGUUGACCGAUCACAAUGGUUUUGCCUUCAAUAGCUUGGGCAGCGGCUGGAGCGGCCUGGGCAUUGUCGUCCUGGACGACACGCACCGAGUAACUCCGCGGGAGUCCGAAGCACUGCGGAUUGUUCUUGUGAAAAGCCUUGGCAUCUGGUCCCAAAUGAGAAAAGAACUCUUGAGGUUUGAGAAAAUUGAACUUACAAGAAGGAAGAGCGUUGAUUUGCUUGGCGUAACGGUGCAAAGCUCUCCGAUAGGCCCUGCUCUGCGGGCCCCGGCAGGCACCACCAGAAGAGCUGUGUGCACUGGCCAGGUAUGA